Molecule: messenger RNA, 1994 nt
Organism: Diorhabda carinulata
Lineage: Eukaryota; Metazoa; Arthropoda; Insecta; Coleoptera; Chrysomelidae
Gene: shu
Product: inactive peptidyl-prolyl cis-trans isomerase shutdown
Exons: 2
Coding region: 310-1395 (361 amino acids)
Molecular function (GO): peptidyl-prolyl cis-trans isomerase activity; protein binding
Source: RefSeq, a predicted model, not a curated record
AAUGUCUCUACGUUGUUCAAUGUUUUAAUGUUGUGUUUCCAUUUUUAGCUCCAACCAGACUACUUGACACUAAAUUCCAAUAUUAAUUUAUUAUUUGUAUGCGUGUGCUUGCAUUUAUGUUUCAAAUUUUUGCAAUUGAUAAUUUUGCAUAAAAUGUCUACUUAACAAAAAACGUAUCUAAUGCAUAUAUUCUAUUUCUAUGAUCUAUUAUAUACUUGCGGUUAAAUGUCAAAUGUAACUUUUGUGUCAUUCUAUUUCAAAAGAUUUGUUUUGUUAGAAAAAUAUCUUUAGCUUAAAAGAUAUUUAAAAAUGGUUUCUGUUAAUUUGAAAGACUUGGUGGAAAAUGGUUUUGAAUUCACAGUCAACCAAGAAGAUGUAGAGGAUGAAGAAGCAGAUAUAGAGUAUAAAAAAAAUUUGUUACAGUUUAUGAACAUGCAAAUAGCAGGUUAUCAGGAUGAGGAUACAUAUGUUCAGGGUCAACCAUUUGAAACAAUAUCUUCAAAGAUGAUAAAUAUAGUAGAACGAGGUGCUAUUAAAAAAAGGAUUAUUCGAGAUGGAUAUGGAGAGAAACCUCAAGAUUCUGAAACGGUUUACAUACAUUACAAUGCAUACAUUGAAUAUAAUGCAGAACCCUUUGACUCUACUUAUGCUAGGAAAAAACCACAUAAAUUUCUCGUGAAUUGUGGAAAAGUUAUUAUUGGAUUAGAUAUAGCUGUUCAAAGUAUGAGAAUAAAUGAAAAAUCUCAGUUCUUAAUCCAACCAAAUUUUGCCUAUGGUAAAUUAGGUUGCCUUCAAAGAGUCCCACCUAACACCGAAGUUCUAUUUGAAAUAGAGUUAUUGCAGAUAGUUAAUGCUGGUGCAGCCUUAAGAUUUAUUGAUUUACCAGAAGAAGAGCAACGUAAAUUUACCAAAGUAUAUGAGUAUUGUUUAGCACUUUGUGCUAAAGCUAAAGACUUAUAUGUAAAAAAUAUCAAUGCCGCAAUUAAAGAAUAUAAUAUAGCUGUGAGUAAACUGGAAAUAUGUCAGCUAGAAACUGAAGAUGAUCAAGUAAAACAACAGGAGCUACUUUUAAAAUUGUAUACAAAUUUAUUGGUUGCAUAUACAAAAACCGGAGUGCCUAGAAAAGGUUGCAUAAAUUUUAAUAGAAUCAGUGAAUUGAUUAAAGGCACUGAUAUAAAAAUGACAGCCAAAAUGUACUAUAAUAAUGCCAAGUGCUUGAGAAUGUUGGGUGAAUUUGAUUUGGCAAAAAAACGAUUGAAUUUGGCUCUUAAAUUAGAACCCAAAAAUCCUGAGAUAUUAAAUGAGAUGCUAACAUUAGAUAUGAAGAUUAAAAGUUACAAAGAGAAAGUGACUCAAAUGAGCAAAGGUCUAUUUUCUAACCCUAAGCAGGAUUAAACUUAAAAUGUUGGAUUUAAUUACUUUUUCAAUUUUUUGUUUACAUUAUUUCAAUAUCAGUGAACAUAUCCUAAGUUUAUAAGUGGUUUAUUACUUGUGCUUUCAAUUUUACAAAGUGAAAAAAAAAAAGAUGUAAAAACACUUUUACAGUUGUAGUUUAACCUUAAAGUUGAUACUUAAUUAGAUAAAAGUGUAUAGAAGAUAUUUGUGCCAAUUUCUUCAAUAUUAAUUAUGUUAUAAAAUUAAUAUUGAAGAUUAAUUCUGAAUUUGGCUAAAAUUGUUCAUUCAACCAUUUUUAAUCUAACUAUAAGAAUUUUACGUUUAAUUUGUUGAUUUUCAUAGGAGGUAUAUUAUCUCCUUUGUAGUUGGGGUCAGGCCCGCUUAGGCUAAGCUUUGGUACUUCUGGUGAUGUCUUGAACAUGCCUUUGAAACUCAUCUCACUCAAACCUCAAGAAGUCCAUUAGAAAAUUAGAAUGAGUCUCCUGUUAAUUUACAGACAUAAAACUGAUACUUGAAAUUCAAUAAAAUGAUCUUUUUGUAACUAGAUAUUAGUUUUUUAUCUACUACUAAUAAACAUUUAACAUUUUGUCCCAUUAUGA